Messenger RNA from Nylanderia fulva, 2064 nucleotides. NCBI's taxonomy places the organism in Eukaryota, Metazoa, Arthropoda, Insecta, Hymenoptera, Formicidae. The record is from RefSeq and is a predicted model, not a curated record.
AUGCCCACCGUUCUUCUCGCGACCGCGUGGGUUGACAUACACACUUCUGAAGGAAGAUGUUUUAAGGUCCGCGCUUUAUUAGAUCAAGGGUCUAAUUUUAGCUUUAUUUCCGAAGCAUUGAGUCAAACGCUUCGCACUAAACGACAGAGGACCGAUCUUCAAAUAAAAGGUUUCGGGGAGAAAUAUGCCGGUUCUGCGCGAUCGAGAGUUUCGCUAAAUUUGACGCCGUGCGAAAAAUUGAAUCCUGUUUUUCCGGUCACUGCGUAUGUAUUCCCGCGAAUAACUUCGUACGCCACGUCGCGAAUUCGGCCUAUAGAAUCAUGGCCUCAUUUACAGGGCCUUUCACUAGCAUAUCCGGAUCCAUCUAGUCGACAUCAGAUUCACAUGCUGAUCGGCGCGGACGUGUACGGUUCGCUCUUAUUGCGCGACCUGAGACAGGGCCCCUAUGGAGCGCCCACUGCCCAAUCGACCUCGUUCGGUUGGAUAAUCUCUGGACCGACCGGAAGUAAAGAAACUACUUCACAAGAAGUAACUGUUUUGAAUUGCGUAUCCGCGCUGGAUGUGGACUCUCUCCUCCAGAAAUUCUGGGAGGACAAAGAGAUUCCCACGCCAACUUCCCUCACGGAGGAGGAAGAAAAAUGCGAAUCUCAUUUCGCUCAAACGCACAGUCGUGAUCCUGACGAAUACGAGGCCCUUGGACAUAUGACUCGCGUUGGCGAGUCCGAACCCACUGAGAAUAUACCGAUUUAUAUUCCCCAUCAUCCAGUAAUAAGAGAGGAUAGUUGCACCACCAAGCUUCGAGUCGUAUUUAACGCGUCGUGUAAAACCCGGAAUGGCACGUCACUUAACGACCAUUUGCUCAUCGGGCCAAAGUUGCAGCAGGAUCUCCCUGCCGUCUUAUUGCGUUGGCGUGCAUGGCGCUUGGUUUAUACGGCAGACAUCGCCAAGAUGUUUCGACAAAUACGCGUACAUCCGCGGGACGUCGAUUACCAAAGAAUCCUGUGGCGUCCGACGGAUGACGCUCCGCUUACUCAUUUUCGCCUUCUUACAGUGACGUAUGGUUUAGCAUCGGCACCUUAUCUUUCGAUGCGCGUGCUUCGACAGCUCGCGCUUGAUGAAGGUGCAAAGUUUCCUGCCGCGGUACCGAUCGUCAAUGAUUCCAUUUACGUGGACGACGCAUUGUUCGGAGCAAACGAUAUCGAUUCGUUAAUAAAUACGCGAACUCAGCUCGCUGAGCUAAUGAGGCGCGGAGGUUUUUCACUUCGUAAAUGGGCUUCAAACUGUAGCGAGCUUCUUGACGAUUUAUCCAGCGAUCAAUCGGACGUUACCGAUCACCUUAUCCUAAAGGACGAAACGUUGAAAAUACUCGGAUUAUCAUGGCUCCCUACGGAAGACUCCUUCCGCCUUACUGUGAAAUUUAAUUUUCCUACCGCGUUAACUAAGCGUUCAAUCCUGUCGUGCAUCGCGAGCUUGUAUGACCCCCUCGGAUGGGCUGCGCCGGUUGUAAUAAACGCAAAAAUCAUUCUGCAAGAGCUAUGGCUUUUACAUUGCGACUGGGAUGCUCCGCUUCCGAACGAAUUGAGUCAACGGUGGAAUGCUUUCGCUUCCGAGUUCCCGCAAUUAGAAUCCGUUAGAAUUCCUCGGUGGACGGGUCAGAGCCCUGAUAAUCUCGCGUUAGAAAUACAUGGAUUCGCCGACGCUUCAAAUCGCGCGUACGCUGCGGUCGUAUACUUGCGCGUUUUCCAUUCUCUUUCGGAAUACCGUGUUAGCUUGAUCGUUGCGAAGUCGAAGGUGGCUCCCGUCAAGACUGUUAGCAUUCCGCGGCUCGAGCUCAACGCCGUUGUUUUAUUGAGUCGACUCGUUAAGUGGGUAAUUAAGUCAUUAAAUAUUAUUCAUUGUCCGAUCCAUUGUUGGACGGAUCCACGAUCGCGUUGGCAUGGUUACGCCAACAUCCAUCGAAACAGGACUACUAUAUCGCAUCAGGUAAUCGACUCGGCAACUGUCAUACCGUGCAAUGUCGACGCACCGAGGCCAAACAUCCAAAUACCUCACAUCAAUUGGUGA